AAAGAUAUCCUCCCUCGUCUUCUCCGGUUCUCUCUACGCGCGCGCCCUCUGUGUCGAUGGAAUCGCAUUAGACAAAAAAGUCUCUGCCGCUCUCUGUUCUUUGAUCGCUGCUAUUUUACGCCGAUGGAGAACUACUAUGCGGCGUCUUACCCGGACUCCGGAGAGUCGUCGCCGCGCUCGCGCGAAAUCGACUUCGAGAACACGCCGCCGUGGGAGGACCAAGCGGCGGCAGCGAACGCCAACUACAGAGUCAAGUUGAUGUGCAGCUACGGCGGCAAAGUUCACCCCAGGCCUCAUGACAACCAGUUGUCGUACAUCGGUGGCGAGACUAAGAUAUUGGCCGUCGACCGCCACAUCAAGUUCGCCGGGCUCAUCGGGAAGCUCUCCGCCCUCUGCGACGCCGACGUCUGCUUCAAGUACCAGCUGCCAGGUGAAGAUCUCGACGCGCUGAUUUCGGUGACGAAUGAUGAUGAUCUUGAGCAUAUGAUGCACGAGUACGAUCGGUCGUCUCGCGCAUCGUCGAAGCCGGCGAGGCUUAGGUUGUUUCUGUUCCCUGUAAAUCAGACGGGACCGGAGAGUUUUGGUUCGACUGAGGAGAAAAGUGAUAGGGACAAGUUCGUGGAAGCGUUGAAUUCUGCUCCGAUUCAGUCGUCUCCGGUGCCUUCGACUGUGGCGCCCCCGGGCAAUGUAGACUUUUUGUUCGGCCUUGAUAAAGGAAUACCGCCGCAGCCGACGGUGUCGACUAAAGUACAUGAUCUGGCUUCAGACCGGGGAAUACCGUCUGAGGACCGCGUGAUGGCGGCGGAUCCAAUCCAGCAGAGGCAGAUCCAGGAUUUUCAGAGAAUGCAGAUUGGAGGUCAAGAGCAAGCUAUGUAUCCUAGGAAAAGUGACGAUAACUUAUCCGGUGGAUUCCCCGGCGAUUACUACGUACACAAGUUACCGGAAAAAGUACCGCCGCAGACAAUACAGAUGUCUUCUCCACCGGGAUAUUGGCCGGAGAAGCACGUCGCCGGCGGAGUCUAUCCUGUUUCGGCUCCAGUACAGGAACAACAACAGGUUUACAUGAUUCAAGCUCCUACUGGCAUGUAUCACGCGCCGAUGACAAGACAGGUGACCGGUCCACCCGGUCAAGGCUACUACGCCGUCCAGAGAAUGCCGCCGGAGGUUUACCGGGACCAGCCUUCAGUAUACAACGUUCAACAACCACCAACUGCGGCAACGGCGGUGGCAUCAUCUACGCUGCCCCCUCAACCGCUGCCAAAGGUAGGCGGAUUUUCCGAAGGAAUUGGCAUGGCAGGGUACACGGCGAUGGCGUACGACAGUGGAGCCGGGAGGCAGGUGUACUACACGGCCCAGGGAGGGGCGAUGGCGACGGCACCGGCGUCGUAUCAGGGAAUUCCCACGGCGGUGAGCGUCGAGGGGAGAUCCGCCGGAGCCCAGACUGUCGACGGAAAAGUCACCGUGAAACCUCCACAAGGCUCCAUGUGAUUAAUUUUACCUACUUUAGAUCAGAUAAUAUUAACUAAUAAUCUGCGUAAUAAGUAUUUUGCAUGCUUUGUUCCUCUACUUAUCACUAUUAUGCUUUGGACGAGUUUCGCAUUUGUAUAUGAUAUGAUUGUGGAAAUUGUACCCCCCCGAGUUUAAUUACCAUCUACUACUUCUUCUUCAUGAA
Messenger RNA from Diospyros lotus (date-plum), 1672 nucleotides. RefSeq lists its product as uncharacterized. The coding region runs from base 124 to 1488 and encodes 454 amino acids. The record is from RefSeq and is a predicted model, not a curated record. Gene Ontology annotation, molecular function: protein binding. The transcript has a single exon. Lineage: Eukaryota; Viridiplantae; Streptophyta; Magnoliopsida; Ericales; Ebenaceae.